UUUCGUGUAUAUAAGGAGAUUUCCACAGCAGGAAGGCACAUUGCCUUGCCUGACUUCAAAAUGGCUAUUUUCAAGAUCGCUCUUGCUAUCGCUCUCCUUGCCACCUGCGUCUUGGGUGGUCAUCUCUAUGGAGGUCAUGGAGGAGGUAUCAUUGGCGGCCAUGGAGGCAUUGGAGGUAUUGGAGGCAUUGGCGGAGGAUUUGGACAUGGCGGAGGUUUUGGAGGAGGCGCAGGGCAUGUGGUUUCAAUCACUCCGGGUAUUGGAGGACUUGUAAGUUCUUCCGUAAGUCAUGGAGGACCUGGCCUUGGCCAUGGCAUCGGUGGAGGUCAUGGAAUCGGUGGAGGCUCAGUCAUUGGAGGACAUGGAGGUUCCAUCAUCGGAGGAUCCGGUCUUUAUGGCAAAUGGUAGCUGUAAGAAAUCUGAAGAUACAUUUACCACUAGAAACGUUUCGUCAUUAUUAUAGAUAAAUAAAUAACAAACUACGGUC
Molecule: messenger RNA, 487 nt
Organism: Macrobrachium nipponense
Lineage: Eukaryota; Metazoa; Arthropoda; Malacostraca; Decapoda; Palaemonidae
Exons: 2
Coding region: 61-408 (115 amino acids)
Source: RefSeq, a predicted model, not a curated record